Messenger RNA from Peromyscus leucopus (white-footed mouse), 1023 nucleotides. Its product is annotated as keratin-associated protein 9-8-like. Gene Ontology annotation, cellular component: keratin filament. Lineage: Eukaryota; Metazoa; Chordata; Mammalia; Rodentia; Cricetidae. The transcript has a single exon. The record is from RefSeq and is a predicted model, not a curated record. Bases 9 to 614 code for a protein of 201 amino acids.
GUCCCUUCAUGGCGUGUCCAGGGUAUAAAAGCCCCAGGACUGAAACGGUGAUCACAAUCCCAGAAACACCUCCAUCCACAUCCAACACCAUGACCAACUCCUGCUGCUCCCCUUGCUGCCAGCCCACCUGCUGCAGGACCACCUGCUGCAGGACCACCUGCUGGACGCCCAGCUGUGUGAGCAGCUGCUGCCAGCCCUGCUGCCAGCCCAGCUGCUGUGGCUCCAGCUGCUGCCAGCCUUGCUGCCAGCCCACCUGCUGUAGGACCUGCUUCCAGCCAAGCUGUGUGAGCAGCUGCUGCCGCACACCCUGCUGCCAGCCCUGCUGCUGUGUGUCCAGCUGCUGCCAGCCUUGCUGCCAGCCCAGCUGCUGUGAGUCCAGCUGCUGCCAGCCCAGGUGCUGUAUCUCCAGCUGCUGCCAGCCCUGUUGCAAGCCCUGUUGCUGCAGGCCCUGCCUCAAGCCCUGCUGUGAGCCCUUCUGCCUCAACCUGUGCUGCCAGCCAGCUUGCUCUGGACCUGUGACCUGCACCAGGACUUGCUACCAGCCCACAUGUGUCUGUGUGCCUGGCUGCCUGUCCCAGGGCUGCGGGUCCAGCUGCUCCCAGCCUUGCUGCUGAUGACUCUAUCUUCAGCCACAUGCUAGCUUGCCAUCAUUUAACCAAACUCCUCCAACAAAAUCACUCUGCACGCUUUGCCAUCAUUAACUAUUAAUUUGUUGUCUUCUUGUAAAUGAUUGUGGGUGUCUGCUUGGUGAGAGAGCCUGCUCUUCUCAUUGCUUAGUACUUAGCUUCUGGUUUAUUUAAUCUUCUCCUGACCUUGAAUUGUGCUCUCACGUUCAGAAAAGAAUCUUCAUUCUUUAUCUCCAAGCACCUUGAGCAAAUCAAACCUUCACUCUUCUUUCUCACCCCUUCUCAGGGAUGAAGGAUUUCAUUUCAAGAUAUUCCUGUUCUCUUUAUUAUUGGGCUCACUUUAAAUUGUCUUCUGGAUUACAUGUGGUCUGAAUAAAUCUGCAUUUGCUUUCUGGAA